Molecule: messenger RNA, 1410 nt
Organism: Neoarthrinium moseri
Lineage: Eukaryota; Fungi; Ascomycota; Sordariomycetes; Amphisphaeriales; Apiosporaceae
Exons: 1
Coding region: 1-1410 (469 amino acids)
Molecular function (GO): oxidoreductase activity
Source: RefSeq, a predicted model, not a curated record
AUGCCUGAUCCCCCGCAGGCCACUCCAUUCGCUUCAACCACUGAUGUCAGGCAUGCAUUUUCCGUGGCAAUGUCUGACGUCUACAGGACGGAAGUACCUCUUUACUCCGAUCUCCUCUCUCUCGUAGGGGAUGUCAAUAACAGUUUUCUCGAAUCCAACCCUAGCGUCCGAAGACAUAUGGAAGAAACGGACCAGCUUGAGAGGCUGCAUUAUGAGCGACAUGGUGCAAUCCGGCUUGGGACCGCAGAGGAGAUGAAGAUGAUGGCACGAUUCUUCGCAAUUAUGGGAAUGCAACCAGUCGGUUACUAUGACCUCUCACAGCCCCCGGCACGGCUUCCCGUACAUGCAACAUGCUUCCGAUGCCUCGAUCUCGAGUCCCUUUCAAUGAAUCCUUUUAGAGUAUUCGUCUCUUUACUGCGCCCUGAAUGCAUAUCCUCAAACCUCCGAUCGAAAGCGUUCAAGAUUCUCUCACGCCGACAAAUAUUUUCAAGCAGAUGCCUCGAGCUGAUAGAACUUGCUGAGCGACAGGCGGGGCUGUCGGCCGCAGAAGCCGAUGAGUUCAUCAAGGAAGGCUUAGAGACAUUCAAGUGGCGAGGGACCUCAACAGUCUCACUCUCAGAGUACAGCGACCUUCAAGCUGAGAGCGCAUUGUUGGCUGACAUUGUCGCUUUUCCGGGGCCGCACAUCAACCACUUGACCCCCAGAACUUUGGAUAUCGACCAGGUGCAAAUCAGUAUGGAGAAAAAUGGUAUCCCAGUUAAGGAAGUAAUAGAAGGACCCCCUGCGCGAGAUUGCCCUAUUCUUCUACGUCAGACUAGUUUUAAAGCGCUGAAAGAGGGCGUUUACUUCCCGACCUACGGAGAUGACGGUUCCAGGUCAGAGACGGUGCUGGGCAGCCAUACUGCUCGCUUUGGUGAGAUAGAGCAGCGCGGUGCCGCGCUGACUGAGAAGGGACGCGCGCUUUACGACCAUCUUGUUAAUGAAGCAUGGAAGAAAGGCGUUACACCGCAGGAUCCUGAAGCUUACAAGGACUUAUUCAAGUCUUUUCCAGAUACUUGGAAAGAUAUCAGGUCCCAAUCAUUGGCGUGGUUUCGUUAUUAUCCCGUCAAAGAUGCCACGAAGGAUGGCGAAGAUAGUAUUGAGGAACUCAUUCGCAACGGCAAGGUUGCGUAUGAGCCGCUGACCUACGAGGACUUCUUGCCUCUCAGCGCGGCCGGGAUCUUUCGCAGUAACCUUCGCACGACAAGUGCUGGGGAUGAAAAUGAAUCUGUCACAGUAACUGGCGAUGAUGGCAGGGAUGAACUGCAAAAGGCUGUGAAAAGAGUUAUCGUGGAUGAAUUUGUAACUUACAGGAUGUUACAGCAGGAGAGUCUGGAGGAUUGCAAGGUACACUUUGCACUCACAACAUAG